Frieseomelitta varia is the source of this 6628-nucleotide messenger RNA. RefSeq names its product serine/arginine repetitive matrix protein 2 (gene Srrm234). The record is from RefSeq and is a predicted model, not a curated record. The transcript is spliced from 8 exons. NCBI's taxonomy places the organism in Eukaryota, Metazoa, Arthropoda, Insecta, Hymenoptera, Apidae. The coding region runs from base 2058 to 5129 and encodes 1023 amino acids.
UUGCCUCGAGGCAAGAAUCUAAUAGCUACGGCAUCUAAAGUUCGUGUAAACGUAAUGUUGAAGCUGCAGCGGCUUCUGAUCGGUAGCUCAAGUUCCCGCUAAACCCAAUAUUAUUGGGGAGUGGAGACGUAGCCGCGUUCUCUCUCUCGAGACGGCUUUCAGGGAUAUUAUGCGACCGAUAUCGACGUAUCCUAUAGCGCCGGCGCCACCCACGAAAAGAGGGAGAUACAGAGGUGCACAGAAAGAGAAACAGAGAUACGCAAAGGGUCGAGCCAGAGAGAGGGAGGGUUCUGUUCCAGCAUCUCUCAUACUCGACUCUUUCCGCCUCAGUGCGAGGAUGGACCGGCGUUGCGACGCUACGCGUCGUCGACUCUUGUCGAGUACACGGAUCGUCGGCCAAUAAUCAGAAGAAAAAAAUUAAAAAAAAAAAAAGAAAAAAGAGACCAAAAAACAGGAGGGAACAUGUAACGGUUUCGUGAUACACUCGCAACAAAGCAAAUCACAAAAGUCUUCCAUUAGCGUGUAGAUUAUUAUAUACAUACAUAUAUAUUAUAUAUUAUAUGUUUUAAUUUAAUCGUAAGUGAUCGAUCGGCGUGUAAUGUGUAAUUUAAGGUACGUAAAUUGAAUUUGAAAAAAAGAAGAGAAAUCUCUCGUGCUCGUAUAUUAAUUCAUUCUUAAUAAUGAAAUUUGAAAACGCACAUGUUCCGUAUAAAUACGCACAUCUAUUAUAAAAUUUGCUAAAUCAAGAAAAUCGUAUUGAAAAGAAUAAAAGGAUAAAAGGAAAUUCGAAAAUUCCAACGCAGAGGGCUGGCACGCGAGAAGAUUUAACAGAAGAGCAUAAAAUCUCCACGUGUCUAGAAUCGAUUACAAGAGAAGAGAAAUCAGAAAAUUUAGAUGGGAUUCGAAAUUUUUCUAUGAUAAAAAAUCCACGUGUCUCCAGGUCGAUAAAUCGACGAUAAUUAAUUAAGGCGUCUUGCUUCUCUAACGCACUCGGUGUGCAUGAGUCGAAGUGUGGCGACUAUAGUGUGCCUGAUACGAAGUCUUCCUUAGUGUGUAAGCUAGAAUAAAAUUACGAUAUUCCUAUAUUCUUACACGAGUCGCUAAGAUAUAUCUAUAUCUAUACAAUAUACAUACGUAUUACUAAUUAUAUAAACUUACAAAAGUUUCGAAGAAACAGUUUUAAGAGAAAAUACUUACAAAAAGUUUUUAGAGAAAUCAACGUUAAGCAGGUUAAUUUCUCAAAUAAUAAGCAAAAAGUUAGUUGAUUCGAGGAGAGAGUGGUUUCAACGACGAUUACUAUUGGGAGAAACAAUCGAUCAAGCGACGAAAAAUUUUCCUCGAUGAACAAGGAAAGAUAGGAACAGAGAGAAAAAAAGGGAAAAGAGAAGGAAAGAAUCCAGAGACGAAAAGUGACGUUUUCAUCAUCGCCGCCGGAUGAUUGUUCUCGGUAGGAUAGCAGAAUCUGUGAAUACGGUGCUGGUGUAAUCGGGGGAGGAAGCCAUUACCUUCGCCUCCAGCCCUCAUCCCCCUUCCGGCCGCCUAAACUAUCAAAGCCUGGCUCGAGAAAGGGAUUAAGCUGCAUCGGAACUGCUCGCACGCCCGUCGCCCGACCGGCAGAGCUCCUUAGCGUAAAUUAGCGGCCGAUCGUGCUUAAUGCUCAUCUAAUUACCCGGCCGUAAAUUAUUCAAACCCAUAGUUUGUCCUCCAGGGUUGCCACUGGCUGGCCAAGCAAAUUACUCGAUAAAUGAGAUGAAACUUAUUGGCAAGCGUAUUGAGAAACGCGUAACACGUUAUUAUAAAUCUUAUUAUUAAAAAAAGAAGAAAUCUUAUAAUAUGUUAUGUCUGGUAAUUUGGAAACAUUUAUGCAUUAUACAGAAUAUGAAAGAAACUUGGAACAAUUAUCAAGAUGUAUUUUAAUAAAGGGAUCAAAAAAAAAAAUUGAUUACAAUAGAAGAGAGAAUUCGCAAUAAGAUUGAAAUUUCAAUUAUAUAUAUAUUAUUCAUUGAAAAAAUCGAGAAGAAGGAGAAACUUUUCUAUUAAGGAUUUCGAAACGAGGAAUGACCAUGUCUGUGACGGUAGCUCCUUUGAAACCAGCUCGUGGACGAGGUCCGGCUGAUGGCCGAGCAUUUUUCGAAACACUCUGGAGAGGGAAUUUCUUCUUGGAUAGACAGAAGGUGAUGAAACGAUCGCGAAAACGAAAAUUGCAAGCGGCAAAUGGAAAAAAGCGUGCACAGCUGCAGAUGCGACAGCAUUGUUGCUGCUGUCAGCGCAUACAACUCCACCUCCUCGCCGGACGGCGAAGCAACAUGCGCUCCGUUGUUAGUGUAAGAGAGACGCACCAGAUCGCCGAGGCGCAGCAAGAGAAAAAUGCAAAGCUACGCGAGGCAUUUGGGAUAUCGGAGUUCUUCGUAGAGGGAAGUAGCCUAGAUCCGGAGAGGCACGCACGCGAGGCGGAGGCAAGAGCGGCGGCGAGCAAAGUGUAUGAAUUAGUACGAACUCCGAGUCCAGCACCGGACACCGCGUCCGUCCCGGAGAAGAAAAAACGAAAACGGUCCGGUAGUGCAAUUAAAAAGAAAAAGGGAAAGAAGCAUAAGAAGGAAAGGUCGGAAUCACCGAAGGCUAGCAAGAAGAAAGAAAAAUCUAAAAAAAAGAAAAAGGAAAAGAAACAUAAGAAGACUGAGGCUAGUUCUUCUGACAGUGAUUCUAGUGAAGCUUCAGAUGAUAGCAGUUCUUCCGAAACUGAGUCAAAGAAGAAAAAGAAAAAGAAGAAGAAGAAGUCAAAGGCAGAGGCAAAAGAAAAGCAUGAGAAGAAAAAAAUAGCCGUCAAGAGGAAGCAUCAGUCAUCCGAGAGCUCGUCAGAUAGCUCUCCGGAAAGGCCGAAAAAGUCUAUGAAACAUGACAAAACUGUAGAAAAAACUAAGAACGACGAGGCGGAGAAUACGACUAAAGAACCUCGAUCAAAUCGCUCACCAAAGAAGCAAGAGAAAAGUCGGAAUGAAACUCCUCCUGUUAAAAGGAAAGAUUCUCCUAUCAAAAAACCUGCGCCAGAGAAAAAGGAUAAAUCACCGGUUGUGCACAAGAGUCCUCCGCCAAGGCGACAUAGAUCUCCCUCAAGAAGUAAAGUUGAUAGAGGAAGGUCUCCUAGAAGAUAUUCAAGAUCACGUCGAAUCAGUCCUUCCCCAAGAAGGAGGAGGAUUUCAAGAUCUCCAAGAAGAUACAAUAGAUAUUCCGUAUCCAGAAGCAGAAGUCGAUCGAGGUAUGAUCGUUAUGGAUCACGACGUCGAUUAUCACCACCUCCUAGACGUAGAAGAUCUGAUUCUCGAAGGAGGUCGAGGUCGCCCAGGAGACAAAGGGAUAGGCGAGAAAGAUCUAGAGAUCGUCGCAAGAGUCGCAGUAAGACCAGAAGUAGGUCUAGACGAUCUACCUUAAGUUAUUCUCCCGUGAGGAAAAAUCCGGAACGCUAUAAACAUAUAUUAGAAGAGAAGAAGAAACGAGAUCAAAAGAAGAAUCACGACACCAAAAGAAAAUCCCGGUCAAGCUCCAAAGUGAGAAAAAUGAGAACAAUUACACCGAGAGUCAGGCUACGUUCCUCGAGCGAGGAUGAAACAGACAUAGCAGACGAUGAACCAAAAGCAGAGGACGAAGAAAAAAUGAAGGAAAUGCAUACGUUAAAGCGAUUGCAGAGUGGAUUAGCAGCGAAGGCUAGAGAGACUCUUGGCAAAAAGGUAAUAAGUCCAGUAAAGAUCAAAGUUGAGAAGAAAGAAGAUAACGUGUUGGAUAUAGCUUUACCAAAUGACCCGCCCAAAAUAGUACAAAAUAUUGUUGGUCCUGUGCAAGAAAAGUCUAAGUCAAAAUCACCUAUAACUCACCUACCUGCUAUUCAGUCUCCAGUAUCCAGCAGAUCACCCUCGCCAGCUUUGCCACUGACUAGAGAAGAAGCAGCUAUAAAAAUACGAUCUCCCAGUGAGUCACCUCCUCCGUUACCAUCAGUCUUAAAUAAAGUAGAUUCAAGGUCACCAAGCGUGACAGUUAAGACAAAUCAUUGUUCUAAAUCUCCGACGAUUACCAAGAAAAAUUCACCAGUUACAUCAAGGAAACACUCGUCACAGAGCAAAUCGUCCUCGCACUCGCCGCUCUUGUCUGUCUCUCACAAAGACACUACUAUAAAAUUGCGUUCUCCGAGUGAAUCUCCGCCUCCGAUUCCGACUAAGUUAAAACAAAGGUCCGCGUCACCAGUUACAUCAAAAAAGAGUUCUCCUGUAUCUAGAAAGCACUCUCCAAGGGAUAAGUCUUAUUCCAGAUCACCUUCUAGGUCAUAUACGAGAUCUGUAUCGUUGGAGAAGAGGUCUUCCAGAUCGCCUCGGCGUCGUUCUAGAUCGGUCUCUAGAGACAAGAAAUCGGCAUCUCCUAGACACAGGUCUUCAACAUCGCCGUCAAGAUCGAAAAAGUCACCCAAAUCCCCGGCGAGGUUGAAGAGACUGAGCAGAUCAAGGUCUUCUUCGGGAUCGAAACGAUCAGUAUCUAGAUCUCUGUCACGUUCGAAAAAAUCUCCGUCUCAUUCCGCGGAAAAAUCGAGGUCUAGAAGUAGGACCAGAUCAUUAUCAAAAGGAUCUAGGAGCCGAUCUCUAUCGAAGAAAUCUCGAAGCAGAUCUUUGUCAAAAAAAUCACGCAGUCGAUCAUUAUCGAAAAAAUCCAGAAGUCGGUCGCUGUCGAAGAAGUCGAGAAGCCGUUCGCGCUCGUUGUCCAGGGUAUCGCGAGAUAAAGAUAAGAGAAGCCACAGCAGGAGCAGUUCACGUUCUUCUUUAAGUUCAAGGCAUAGUCGUAGAAGUUUCUCUAGCUCGUCACGGUCAUCAAGCAGCGUUUCUAGUAGAUCUUCUCGUUCAACGUCCAGCAGUUCAGUUUCUAGCAGAUCUCGGUCUCCGUCGAUACCUCGACGUCACGGCUCACCUAGUUUUCUCGAUAGACGUCGUAUCACAAGCGCCAGGAAACGACCAAUUCCAUAUCAUCGACCUACUCCGACACCACCUUCGUCACCGAGUAGUUCAGAUAGCAGCAGACAUAGUAAUUGGUCAAGUCCAAGUCAUCGAUCAAGUUGUUCCCCGAGUCGAAGUCCAUCAUACACGCGUUGAAGUGAUCAAGCGGAUCCCUAAAGACUAGACGUUCCUUUUAUGUAUCAGAUUUGGAAUGGUGCGGAUCAUGGAGAUCCUUCGAUGCUUUUUUCUUACGAUCUUACGUCAUGUUAAAUGGUGUUUAUAAUGUUGGAAAUUGGCGCAGUUGUAAAGAAAGGUUUCACUGUAUUUUUUCGUAUCAGAAAGGUACGAAGAUAAUACACCAUUCUGAGUUUGGUGCAUGAUCUUUAAAUCUUUGUAAAUUAUUAAUAUGCAUUCACAUGUCUGAUCUUGUAACUUAACAAUACUCAUUGGUGAUGGUUCGCCAUAAUGCCAUCAGCUUCAGUAUUAGUAACACUAACGUUAUUUCUAUUGCUCCAUUUUUAUUUUAGAUAGAUAUUAGGUAAGAAUGAUUUUAAUGUACUUACAGCAUGAUAUUUAUAUUUAUAUGGAUCUAUGAUUUAUUAUUAGCGAAACGUAUUGUCAAAGAAAUGAGAGAUUUAAAUUUGUCUGUUAUUCAUUUUUUAAUUUUGUAAAUUGGAACAAGAUUUGGAAGCUAAAAAUGCAAGAAUAAUCAGAAGAAAUAUUUUAAUAGUAGGAUCAGUAUAUGGUAAAAUUUUAUAACAGUCAUUUUUGGAAGUACAUUAUCUUCAUUAAUUAUGUUGUCUCACGGUCUCGUGAAUUUUAUGUCUUCAUAAAAUAAUGUUUUUCUAAGUACUUAAGCAAUAAGAAGGCAAUGAUAAUUAUGUAUAAGCAUCAUGAACUGUGUUGAUUCCAGCUUCUUAAGAUCUCGCAUUAUUAUUCAAUAAUAAUUUUAUUAUAUGAAGAUUUAUUUAAAACUACUUUAGUAGUUCAACGUCCGCGUGAUGAUUUAAUUAUAUUAAUUGUUUGUUAUACAAACACCAGCUAGUCAAAUUUUAGACAUUCCAUUAGUAAUUAAUGUACUUUACUAAACCAUCCUUCGAAUUGAUCUAUUCAUUUUUCAAGGAAGUAAUAAUUAAUAUUUUAGUGCAAUGUUCUACAUCUGUUCCUUUUGUAUAUAGGUAUUAUCGUGCUUAGCACUGUGCUCAUUUGCCAUAUUGAUUUAUUUAUUUUCUGACUUAUAUAUUUGUUUAUUUAUUUAUUUAUUUAUUUAUUUAUAUCACGAAUAGCUAGUCAUUUAUCAAUUUCGAAGACAAGAAAGUGUAUAAAAGUGAUGUUAAACUUUUAAACUUUCAUUUACUGGCAAUACUCAAUUUAUCUGAAUGCUAGUCAGGAAGUUUUCAUUUGGCUGUAAGGCCAGGCAGCGUACCAAAAGACAUAAUUAGAUUAGUCUUGAUUAUUCAAAGUUAAGUCUUGAAAAUGUAUGUAUAGGGUUAAAAAAUCAUAUUUGAAAAGUCUACAUUGUUUAUAAUUAGAAAGAAGAACUGUAGAAUUAGCUCUUACAUAAUGACUGACUCAGUUUUAUUGGAGGAAAAAAAAUGUCAAUUGCUAUGGUGUUGCAAUAUUAAUUCUCCUCUGAUGCAUAUCUAUAAAACUGA